Camellia sinensis is the source of this 3187-nucleotide messenger RNA. Its product is annotated as oxysterol-binding protein-related protein 1D. Gene Ontology annotation, cellular component: cytosol; membrane. The record is from RefSeq and is a predicted model, not a curated record. Gene Ontology annotation, molecular function: sterol binding. Lineage: Eukaryota; Viridiplantae; Streptophyta; Magnoliopsida; Ericales; Theaceae.
CCUUUCUUCCCCACUCUGUAUCAGUCUAUGUUUUCAUAGCUGCUCUGUUUGGACACUGAGAAAACCUGACCAUUGAAUUAAGUCUCAGCACUCAAACACACAUACAUCUCUAUCUUCUCUGCAAGCUAAAUUGAGUGCUCGCCAACUGCAUCCAUAACUGCCCCUCUCUUUCUCUCUCUUCAGCUACACACUCUCUCUCUCUCUAUACUUCUCAGUCCUCUCUGAUCUAUAUCUAUCUGUACUCAGCCUAUCGUUUUCAAUCUUAUGUCAUUUCAGACUAGUCUCGGGUUUGUCGCCCCGUCGAUCUCCGAUCGAGUGCUCUGUUUCUCAUCUGAGAUUCGAUUCGAUCUCUCUCGAGCUCGAAAAUGUCAGCAUUUGGAGCCACAUUCAGUGCGAUGAGAUUGAUCUGUUGGUUCUUCGAUUGAAUUGUUUGAUUGUUUGAUUGAUUUGUGUGUGUUGUUAAGAUGAAUCCAUUGUGCUGCAUUGCUCCGGUUUCGAUCGAGGAUCGGAACAGUCCGGCGGUGGUGAAGCCAUAGGUACAAGUUCAGCAGUGUCAGCUAGGGUUUGAGAGUUCAGUGAAGAAUGUGAAUUUUGCUUCUAAACCGAGCUUUACUGAUUUGGAUAGGUUGAGUUCGGCUGUGAAUAAUCACGAGGUUGAGGACGUUGUGGUUGAGUCGAGAGAUUCCAAGGGGUUUUGCGGCAAUGCGGCUGGGAUUUUGUAUAAGUGGGUGAACUAUGGGAAAGGUUGGAGGUCGAGGUGGUUUGUGCUUGAAGAUGGAGUGCUUUCGUACUAUAAGGUUCAUGGACCGGACAAGAUUGUGAUGAGUCCUCGGAGAGAGAAGGGUGUGAAGGUGAUUGGAGACGAGUCUUCGAGGUAUAUGAAAAAGUCUAAUUCCAACAGUAAUCGACUCGGUGGUUCUGCAAAGCAGUGGAAACCCUUUGGAGAGAUACAUUUGAAGGUUUCUUCAAUUCGGGCAAGCAAGUCAGAUGACAAAAGGUUGUACAUAUUCACGGGGACAAAAACUCUUCACCUGCGUUGUCUAUCUAGAGAGGAUAGAGCUGCAUGGAUUGAGGCUUUGCUAGCCGCUAAAGAUCAAUUCCCUAGGGUUUUGACAAGCAGUGAUUUUGCACCUUCUGAAGACAUUGUAGUUUCAACUGAGAAGCUACGAUUGCGAUUAUUGCAAGAAGGUACCAGUGAAGUGAUCAUAAAAGACUGUGAGUCUAUCAUGCUAUAUGAACUCUCUGAGCUGCAAAAUCGGUUGAAAUCUCUUCAACUUAAACAUGUUAUGCUGCUGGACACAUUAAGACAGUUAGAGACAGAGAAAAUUGAACUGGAAACAACUGUAGUGGAUGAAACAAAGGAACGCAAGUCAUUUUGCGUGGAAGGGAAUAGAAGAUACAGCGAUUUCUAUUCCAUCAUGUCAGAGGGCAGUGCAAGUGAUUCUGAUGCAGAAAAUGAAAGUCGAGAUGGAGUAGAUAUUGAAACAGAUGAUGAGGAUGGAAUAUAUUUUGAUACAAAUGAAUUUUUAUCUUCAGAUCUUCUUAGAAGUGCUUCCCACCGGAGUAGAGAGAACAUGGGAAAUGCUUGUUCUUUGAUAUAUGAUAAAGAGCUAUUCUAUUCUGAUCGGUUGCGGGAUCUUAGAAUGGAGAUUAAGCCUAUUGAAUAUCCAUAUAUUAAAAGAAGGGAUAGUCUUCCUGAACCAAAGGAGAGAGAUAGGCCAGUUGGAUUAUGGUCAAUAAUCAAGGACAAUAUUGGAAAGGAUCUGUCUGGUGUUUGCCUCCCUGUUUACUUUAAUGAGCCACUAUCUUCGUUGCAGAAAUGCUUUGAAGAUUUGGAGUACUCUUAUUUGGUUGACCGGGCAUUGGAAUGGGGAAAGCAGGGGAAAGAUUUGAUGAGAAUUUUAAGCAUUGCAGCUUUUGCUGUAUCUGGUUAUGCAUCAACAGAAGGUCGCCAGUGCAAACCCUUCAAUCCUCUCCUUGGGGAGACUUAUGAGGCUGAUUAUCCAGAUAAGGGUUUACGCUUCUUCUCUGAGAAGGUGAGUCACCACCCGAUGAUUGUUGCUUGUCACUGUGAGGGCAGAGGCUGGAAAUUCUGGGCAGAUUCUAAUCUCAAAGGCAAGUUCUGGGGACGUUCUAUUCAGCUUGAUCCUGUGGGAGUCCUCACCUUGCAAUUUGAAGAUGGUGAAACAUUUCAGUGGAGCAAGGUCACUACUUCCAUAUACAAUAUCAUACUUGGUAAAAUUUACUGUGAUCACUAUGGUACCAUGCGCAUCAAGGGCAGUGGCAACUACUCUUGCAAGCUUAAAUUCAAGGAGCAGUCUAUCAUAGACCGAAACCCGCAUCAGGUUCAUGGAUUUGUGCACGAUAAUAGAACUGGGGAGAAGGUAGCGAUGUUGGUGGGAAAGUGGGAUGAGGCAAUGUACUAUGUGCUAGGAGAUCCAACCACAAAGCCAAAGGGUUAUGAUCCAAUGACAGAAGCUGUGUUACUGUGGGAAAGAGAUAAAUUUGUUACAAAGACAAGAUACAACCUGACCCCCUUUGCAAUGUCCUUAAACGAAUUGACACCUGGGUUACUGGAGAAGUUGCCGCCGACUGACUCAAGGCUGAGGCCAGAUCAGCGGCAUUUAGAGAACGGGGAAUAUGAAUUGGCAAAUGUGGAGAAGCUCAGACUUGAACAGUUACAGAGACAGGCAAGGAAGUUGCAGGAAAGAGGGUGGCAGCCAAGAUGGUUCCAGAAGGACAAAGAGGAGGAUGGUGGUGGUUACAGGUACAUUGGUGGAUACUGGGAAGCUAGAGUGAGUCGGAACUGGGGAGGAAUUCCUGAUGUAUUUGGGCAGAAUACCGACUCGCCACCUCCUUGUAUAAUACAAGAGUAAGCUGUCUGUACAUCUGCAGAUUUGCUCUAGUUUUUUUUCCUUUUUUCAGUAUUAUUUUUGUUGUACUUAAUUCUAGGCUCUAUGGAAGGCUGUUUUGACCUGCGACAACGUCUAGCUCUACUCGGGUGCUUCGGUCUUUUGGUAGGCAUUAUAAGCAUAUAUAAGCUGAUUAGUUCUGUAGUACGAGUUGCGGGGUAGGAACUGAUAUUGAAAUGUCAAUUUUCUCCUUGUUUGGGUGGGUAAGAAAUGGAAAGAAUGUGAUUUUUAAUUCAAUGCUUACGACGGAAUGAGAUUACAGCUAUCCAUUUUCC